Molecule: messenger RNA, 1123 nt
Organism: Durotheca rogersii
Lineage: Eukaryota; Fungi; Ascomycota; Sordariomycetes; Xylariales; Xylariaceae
Exons: 2
Coding region: 181-1029 (282 amino acids)
Source: RefSeq, a predicted model, not a curated record
UAGGCUGAUUUGAACCACAAGCUGGCCAUAUAAAAUGGUGAAGGUCGUUAUAAACCCCUCGGUGUCGGCCGGCUUGGUUGAAUUUUUGGGCAACAUUUAACCCACCAGUUCACACUCUUACCAUCUGCUUCACAGAAAGACUGUUCAGAAUAUCGAAAACCAAGACCGGGAAAAGCAACCAUGGGCAUUAGCGAAACCCUUCAAUUUGACGCCGACGAGUACCGCAGGGAGGUUGCCGGCUACUCGGCCUCGAGGCUCCUCAGUGUCGAGGCACCCACGGCGCGCAAGCUAGUGGCGAGCACCGUCGCCGUUGGGGGGGGCAUGGGUAGUGCUGUCAUGACUGGCGGCCUAUCGCUCGGGUUCGCCGCGUACAAGAUGCGCAGCGCCUGGGUCUCGGACAAGAAGCGCGCGAUUCAGCACGCGGAGCUUGUGAAGCGCGGCAUCGCGCCGCACCACAUCGACGUGAAGGACGUCGCGGUCGGGGCCACCGUGGGCCUCGUCGGGAUCGGCGUCGGCGUCGAGGUCGGCGACCUCAUCGAGGGCGUCACCAACGUCGAGCAGAUGGGCGCGGGCCUGCCCGAAGGCGCCAACGAGAGCACCGGCCUGACGACGAACUUUGACGCCGCCGCUGACGGCGCCGUCGCGCAGAUCGAGCAGCUCGGCAACGCCGUCGCCGGCGGCGACCCGACCGCCCUCGCCACGCCCGCCGCCGACGCCAUAGCCCACCACGCCGGCAUGGUGCAGGCCCAGAUCAUCGAGGAGCAGAUCGGCAGCACCGCCGCCGAGGCCCUGAUGCUGUCGCUAGCCAACAAGCCCGACCGCCCAAGCGCGAAGUGCCCGCGCGCUGGGAAGAUCACCCGGCUGUCCUGCAACCGCUGCCGCGAGGUCAUCCAGCCGGGCGAGUGCUAUAUCCACUGCUGCAUCUGCAACCAGGAUAACUACGACGUGUGCCUUGGGUGCGCCGGCAAGGGCCUCGUCUGCAAGGUCAAGAGCCACAAGGUCAAGAAGUUCCUGAACCCGAAGAAGUAACCAAGGGACCGGGCAAUCUAUGUCGCUGUCGAGGGUGUGGUGCACACGGUAGUAAGUAAUAGGGAUAUUCGGGUAUAUAUUGUGCGGAAGGGAG